Molecule: messenger RNA, 1352 nt
Organism: Penicilliopsis zonata CBS 506.65
Lineage: Eukaryota; Fungi; Ascomycota; Eurotiomycetes; Eurotiales; Aspergillaceae
Exons: 4
Coding region: 458-1222 (254 amino acids)
Biological process (GO): carbohydrate catabolic process
Cellular component (GO): extracellular region
Molecular function (GO): cutinase activity
Source: RefSeq, a predicted model, not a curated record
ACGGCCCAUGAUUUGCUUGAUGCCAGAGUUCCCCAUGCUCGACACAUGCAAAUUCCUGGGGAACAUCUCGGCUGUUCCCCAUCGGUUCCCCCGCAUUCCAUCCCCCCCCCCGCAAAAAUGCCCAAUGAGAUCGAUCGACAAAGCCACAUCUUAUAGUAUGAAAGAUGAAGUGCAGAAAUACUCCCCUGGGAAUCACCCUUCUAGGAAAUUUUCACCCGCAAAUCUCAAUCUGAGGGGGGAGAAUCUUCCACGUCGUCUGGAGUUUAGUGAUUCUAGAGGUCAUGCUGGUCAGGCACAUGUCAGCACGUGUCAGGGAUGGUCUUGUUUUUUUCUUUUUCCUUGGAAAAGGAGAAAAAAGCAUAUAACCUGAUAGAUGUAGCUCAAGUCCAUUAUGUCUACUGUCAGCUGUUCUGUGUAAAUCUUCACAAAGUCGAUUCCAUACCUCUACACUCACACAAUGCAUAUUCUGGGCUGGACUUCGUUUUUGGCUCUGGGCGCCAUAUCCAUGGCGAGCACCGUAACGUCGAACACGAUUGUCCAGCGGGAAACAGCCCUGAAUGAGUUUCUGGCCAUCCUGCUCGAAUAUCUCCCAGACAUCGAUGGUGAUAUCACGGACGUAACCGACACGAUCGCUGAUUUCGAAGAGCUCCUGGCGGACUUGCUGGAUAUCACGACGACGUACAAUGAACUCGGCCAGACGUGCACUGAUUACACCAUUAUUUUCGCGCGUGGGACUUCUGAGCCUGGAAAUGUCGGCGUACUUGUUGGUCCUCCAUUGUUCAUCGCUUUGGAGGAUCUCAUCGGUUCAUCUGCGCUCACCAUUCAAGGCGUGAACGACUAUGCAGCAAGCGUGGAAGGGUAUCUGGAGGGUGGCAGCGCUGUUGCCAGUGCAGAAAUGGCAUCACAAAUUGAGAGUGCCGUUUCCGACUGCCCAGACACCAAGUUGAUCGUGUCUGGGUACUCGCAGGGAUGUCAGGUUGUGCACAACGCAAUCAACUCGCUUUCUGCCACGACUGCAGCGUAUAUUAGCAGCGUCCUGCUGUUUGGCGACCCAGAUGACGGACAAGCCUUGUCAAAUGUUGCUUCUUCCAAGGUCGAUACCUUCUGCCAUGUCGACGAUGAUAUCUGUGACGAUGGCGUCCUUAUCCUCCCAGCGCAUUUGACCUAUGCAGAGAACGUGGCGGCUGCAGCUGCGUUUGCUGUUGCCGCUGCUAAGAGAUAGAAUUGGUUAGGUAUGGAGACGAGAGGAUAGGAGAGGAGAGAAGAAGGAGAGAGAAAGGAGGAGAGAGAGAGAGAAGAGGAGAGAGAAUAGAGGAGAGAGAGAAGAGGUGGGAGCGUGACUUGCCCAUCAU